CACAACAAAAAGGCUUCCAGUGAACAAAAAUGUCGGGAACCAGAAAGAAGGCGCUGCUCAAAGUGAUCAUUCUCGGAGAUUCGGGCGUUGGAAAAACAUCUUUGAUGAAUCAAUAUGUAAAUCGGCGAUUUAGUAAUCAAUAUAAGGCAACGAUUGGAGCCGACUUCCUCACACGCGACGUAAACAUUGACGACAGAACCGUCACUCUUCAGAUCUGGGAUACAGCCGGCCAGGAACGUUUCCAAUCGCUCGGAGUCGCUUUUUAUCGUGGAGCCGAUUGCUGUGUGCUGGCUUUUGACGUCACAAAUGCCGCCUCGUUCAAAUCGCUUGACUCGUGGCGUGACGAGUUUCUGAUUCAGGCUAGCCCCCGCGAUCCAGACCAUUUCCCGUUUGUCCUGCUCGGAAACAAGGUGGAUUUGGAGUCACAGCGUGCCGUUUCGUCAAAACGUGCUCAAUCUUGGUGCCAGACGAAGGGAAAUAUUCCGUAUUACGAGGUUUCUGCCAAGGAAGCUCUCAACGUUGAAGCCGCAUUUUUGGCAAUUGCUCGUGAUGCGUUGGCUAGAGAAUCUCAGGAAACCAACGAUUUCCCAGAGUUUCCCGACCAAAUCCGUCUCAACCCAAAUCAACAGAACCAGCAGAAUUCGGGAUGCAAUUGUUAACCGUGUGCUGCUCCGCGCAGAGCCCUCUAUCUCUAUCUGCACAAAAUGUAUUUUUGACACAUUCGAUUCAAUUCAAUUCAAUCCACACAACACACAUUUCCUCUUCCCUCGUCUCCACUUUCUAAAAAUCCC
This is a messenger RNA of Caenorhabditis elegans, 791 nucleotides long. It is a transcript of the gene rab-7, whose product is annotated as Ras-related protein Rab-7a. Gene Ontology annotation, cellular component: late endosome membrane. The coding region runs from base 30 to 659 and encodes 209 amino acids. Gene Ontology annotation, molecular function: GTP binding; GTPase activity. The record is from RefSeq and is marked reviewed. The transcript has 5 exons. Lineage: Eukaryota; Metazoa; Nematoda; Chromadorea; Rhabditida; Rhabditidae.